AUGGCCGCGAUGAUCUCAGCAGAGAGUGUAGAGCCGGUAUUGAUUCCACAAAGCACAGCGUUAAACGCCUUUCUACCCGUGUUAGAGCAUUUAGAGCGCGAUCCGAGUACUUUGCUCCCCAGUGAGAAGGUUCAGAGUCGCUCGCGGCCGCAAGCCAAGCCGAGGUUCAAUGGGGGUGGGUUCAACGUGAGGCCCUCUGGGAACGGAGGGUUGACGGCGAGCGUGAGCAGCAGCGGCAGCUUCGGAGGAGCCAGCCAGUCAGCCUCGCAGUCGUUCUCCUUCGGCUUCAACGAAGGGUUCAGUGCUUCGCAGGCUGCUAGUCAAGCAGCCUCCUUCAAUGGAUUUGGCGGCUUCAGCGGCAGCCAGGCCAGCAGCCAAGCGGCUUCGUUUGGCGGGUCGUCUGUAUCAGGAGCAGCUUCGUCGGCUGCUGCCUUUGGAGGCGGCGGCUUUGGUGGAAACAGCGGGAGCCAAAGCGCUUCAUCCGCUUUUGGGUUCAACUCGCUCAAUGGAUUCCCUCAGGCUGAUCUGACAUUCGGCGAUGGAGCGUUCGACGUCAGACAUCGAGGGGUGCCAGACUUCCCCACCUUCCCAUCAGGGUUCCCUAACUUCUCAGGCCGCAAGGGUGCCGGAGCGGCCAUCUUCAAGUCACGGAAGGGUCCGUCCUUUAGGAGUGGAGAUGAUUUUGUGUCUGUGGUUGUGUCAGAUUAAGCAAUUUUUAACCAAAAUCAAUGUUAGUUCGGUGCAAAACAAAAGUCACGUGAUAUAAAUUAUGUUAAUCGUUUGAUGCAACGAAUGUGUUAGGCAAACAUGCAGGUUUCUCCAUCGUCAGUAGCAGUUAUCGAAAGAAUAAGUUUGACAUAAAAUAAUAUCUGCCAAAGCACAAUUUUCCGGAUUUAAUACAAUUACUAAAUCCGCUCUAAACUAAAUCUGCAUUAAGUGCCGUUAAAAAUUGUACAUGUGCUCUGCUCAAAUAAUAAAAACUAUAGAAAAAUUCAAACUGAUAAGAAAAU
Ostrinia furnacalis (Asian corn borer) is the source of this 1010-nucleotide messenger RNA. RefSeq names its product keratin, type II cytoskeletal 2 epidermal-like. The transcript has 4 exons. Bases 1 to 708 code for a protein of 235 amino acids. Lineage: Eukaryota; Metazoa; Arthropoda; Insecta; Lepidoptera; Crambidae. The record is from RefSeq and is a predicted model, not a curated record.